GAGAGGAGCAGGAGCAGCCGGAGGGAAGGGCAGCAUCCCCUCCCACAGCCCCCGUGCCCAGGGGGGACAGAAAUCCGUGGUGUCCAUCCCAGGGCACCAAAGGACGUCAUCGCCAUCCCAGCGCCUUUAAACGUCAUUAACUGCUCACGUUUGGUGCGGAGAAGAGAAACAAAAUACAGGAUUUCCUGUUCUGCAGCCACCGGACCGGGCUUUCUGCAGAUGCCGGCAGGAUUCCAGCGCUCCGAAAACAUGUGGAAGUCAGAGCAGGGAUUGCUGAGAAAAUCAGUGGGGAAUAAGAGCAGGACGGCGGCUGCUCCUGCUGCCUAGCACGGCUAUGACCCCCCCCGAGCAUGGGAAGAACCCCUCCCCCUGCCGUGACCACCCCAUGAGUGAAGAGACCCGGCCAGGAUGGAGAGCAACGCGUCCUCCGGGAACUGUUCCGACCCCCAGAUGUCCUUCCAGUCCACCCUCUACGCCACCACCUACACCCUCAUCUUCAUCCCAGGGCUCCUGGCCAACAGCGCUGCCCUGUGGGUGCUGUGCAGGUUCCUCAGCAGGAAGAGCAAAGCCGUCAUCUUCAUGAUCAACCUGGCCGUGGCCGACCUGGCCCACGUCCUCUCGCUGCCCCUGAGGACCUACUACUACAUCAACCACACCUGGCCCUUUGGGAGCUUCCUGUGCCAGGUGUGCUUCUACCUGAAGUACCUCAACAUGUACGCCAGCAUCUGCUUCCUCAGCUGCAUCAGCAUCCAGCGCUACCUGUUCCUGCUGCACCCCUUCCGAGCCAAGGGCUGGAAGCGCCGCUACGACGUGGCCAUCAGCGCGCUGGUGUGGCUCUUGGUGGGCGCUGCCUGCCUGCCCCUCAUCAUCGUCAGGAGCCCAGCCCUGUCCAACUCCAUCAACAGCUGCUUCUCGGACCUGGGCGUGAAGCAGCUCAGCCCCGGCGCCGCCAUCGCGCUGGUGACGGUGGCCGAGCUCUUCGGCUUCGUCAUCCCCUUCGGCACCAUCGCCUGGUGCACGUGGAGGAUGUGGCACUCGCUGAGGGAGGGCCCCACGGCGCUGCAGGACGCCGGCGAGAAGCGCAAGGCGCUGAGGAUGGUCCUCAUGUGCGCCGCCGUCUUCUUCAUCUGCUUCACGCCCUACCACAUCAACUUCCCCUUCUUCAUGAUGGUGAUCGAGAACGUCAUCCGGGACUGCGCCCUGCACCGCAGCACGCUGAGGUUCCACCCCAUCUCCCUGUGCCUGGCCAGCCUCAACUGCUGCCUGGACCCCGUCCUCUAUUACUUCAUGACCGCCGAGUUCCAGGCGCAGCUGCUGCGCCACGGCUGCGUGGCGCUGAGAGCGCGGCUCCCGCCCCGCCGGGGCAGCGCCGCGGGCACCGACACUGCCCACGACAUCCGCGUCAGGAAGAGGAAUCUCCCUCGCCUCAAGUUCUGGUCUCUCCCCAAGUUUUUCGGGCAAAUAAACAGCAUGGAGAUCCCCGCCGUGCCGCCCGAUGAGCUGCUGCUGGAGUCCAUCUCCUGAGCAUCAGCCCUGUGUGCUGCAGAUCCAGGACCUGAUCCAUAAGGACGUUGUGAUGCCAAAAUAUUUGCUGGUUGUGUUGUUGCUGCUGGGGACUGUUGUCUUCCAUCCCCUCAAAAGUCGUUGUUGAUGGCAAAGUUUCCCCUGUGCUGAACUGCGGUGGGUUCAGGUGCCUCAUUUCGGGUGUUUCCGUGUUUCUGCAUAUUUGCCAUUUUUUUGGAGUCCUUCUGAGCCCCGAGCUGUGAGUGAGCAGCUCAGCCCUGGCACAGCUCUGGGGAUUUCAGCCCUGAUGCUCACACAGGGCUCUGCAUCAGGACAGUUCAUUAUCUCCACAUGAACUGAACCCUUUUCCACUACAAAAAUCCAUCACCAGGGUCCAAUCCACCCUUAUCUGGACUGCAAGACUAUAACCAAGCAAGCAGUGUUAACUUUUAUCACAUCAGUGUUAUAAGGAAGGGUUCAAACAAACUGGGCUCAGCUCACACUGCUGGAAAAGGCGCCCAGAGCUGAGCCAAAGGAUCCACCUGGCUCCUGGGAGCUGCAGUUGCUCAAUAUUUGGAUGAAAAAUUAUCACAGCUAUGCCACAAGCAAAGAGGGAGAUGUGCCACCUCCCAGGGCACAUUAACUCACAGAGCUCUGGUGUGAGCUGCAAGAACAGGGACUUGACGUUGGUGUUUCUUGUGUUGUUCUUGGGAGUCUUGUGUUAUUUGUCGUGUUGCUGACGCGUGUGGUUGCACAUGAAGAUGUUAUCCAAACCUUCAGUUUUGCUUUGAACACCAAAAGCCAUCCCAACCCCCACUGGGUACUGAGAAAAUUUACAAAACUGACUCCAGUAGACCCUGACAGCU
This is a messenger RNA of Catharus ustulatus (Swainson's thrush), 2369 nucleotides long. Its product is annotated as putative P2Y purinoceptor 10. Gene Ontology annotation, molecular function: G protein-coupled receptor activity. Gene Ontology annotation, biological process: positive regulation of Rho protein signal transduction; phospholipase C-activating G protein-coupled receptor signaling pathway. The transcript has 2 exons. Gene Ontology annotation, cellular component: membrane. Bases 409 to 1524 code for a protein of 371 amino acids. The record is from RefSeq and is a predicted model, not a curated record. Lineage: Eukaryota; Metazoa; Chordata; Aves; Passeriformes; Turdidae.